CUCUAUAUUUCCCUCCAUACCCCAUAUCUGAUCGAUAUAUACCAUAUUUGAAACCAAACUAGCGAAAAACUCUAAUCAUGAGAAAGCCAGAGUUGUCCGUGGGAAAAGACGUAAAAGCAAACAGUAACAGCAAGAAUAAGAUGAUGAAUAAUAAGCUCAGGAAGGGAUUGUGGUCGCCGGAGGAAGACGAAAAGUUGAUGAGGUACAUGUUGAGCAAUGGACAAGGGUGUUGGAGUGACAUUGCUAGAAACUCUGGUCUCCAAAGGUGUGGAAAGAGUUGUCGUCUUCGUUGGAUUAACUACUUGAGACCUGAUCUCAAGCGUGGUGCAUUUUCGCCUCAGGAAGAACACCUUAUCAUCCAUUUUCAUUCCAUUCUUGGCAACAAGUGGUCACAGAUUGCUGCACGUCUUCCAGGACGAACAGACAAUGAAAUCAAGAAUUUUUGGAACUCUGCUUUGAAAAAAAGGUUGAAAAAUAACAACAUUUCCACAUCGACAUCUUCACCGAACGAGAGUGAUCAUUCGUCGGAGCCGAAUGUCAAUAUUGGGGGAGCAACGCCAUUUAUCCCCAUGCACAAUGAACAUGACAUGUUGCUGAGCAUGAUGUACAUGGACUCAUCAUCGUCCUCAUCCUCAGCAUCCAUGCAAGUCAUCAACAGCAACACAUUCGCUCCUAACUUCUCUGUGCUUGACAGUUCCUCUUUACUGAACUACGUGAAUCACACAGGCGCCUUGACACAGCUACCAGAAGGGCAGUAUGGGGAUUACGGAAAUUACUUGGAGGCUGGUCAUAAAAUGGGGAUAGAAGGUGAUCUUUGUCUUCCUCAUCUUGAGACUAGUAGAAGAAGUUUAAUAGAGAAUAAUAAUGGUCAAGUAGUUGACAAUAUAAGCAAUAACAAUAUCAACCACUUCCAUAAUGAUAACAAUAAUAAUUGCUUUACUAACACGGCGAGUAAUAUGAGCAUUAAAGUAGAUGACGGGGACAUAUUUGGGCAAGCUGAAGCUGGAGGAAGCUUAAGAGUUGGAGAAGAAUGGGAUUUUGAGGGUUUCAUGCAAGAUAUAUCCUGCUUUCUUUCUUAGCUUUGCCAUUAUUUGCAAAGAAAAUUUUGGCAACUAAAACCCAUUUCUUUGCCUAUCCAAACAAAACCCUAGCCGUUUUUGUGCAUGCAUGCAAUCAUAUCUCGUUGUUGCUUUGAAGAGAUUCAAGUGUAAGUAUAUCAAUAAUAGUGAUACAGAACUGUAGAGAUUAAUAGACUAUAUUCGAGGAUGUAAUAAUUUUCGUCAAAUAAUUUGUGUACAAAAGAUCAAUAAGAAUGUCAGUGGAGUUGUAAGUUGUCAAUUAGUGCGAGAGAAGAUGAGAAAGAUGUAGCACACAUUAUGUUAAUAAAAUAAUAAGCAGCU
Rosa rugosa (rugosa rose) is the source of this 1400-nucleotide messenger RNA. RefSeq names its product transcription factor MYB46-like. The transcript is spliced from 2 exons. Lineage: Eukaryota; Viridiplantae; Streptophyta; Magnoliopsida; Rosales; Rosaceae. Bases 78 to 1079 code for a protein of 333 amino acids. The record is from RefSeq and is a predicted model, not a curated record.